Messenger RNA from Xenopus laevis (African clawed frog), 16639 nucleotides. RefSeq names its product mucin-5B-like (gene muc5ac.S). Bases 36 to 15950 code for a protein of 5304 amino acids. The transcript has 98 exons. The record is from RefSeq and is a predicted model, not a curated record. Lineage: Eukaryota; Metazoa; Chordata; Amphibia; Anura; Pipidae.
CUUUGUCCCCUGUCCUCUCCCACACGAACUGCAAGAUGAUGGGAACCUCCAAAGGGAUCCCGCUGUGGAUCCUACCUCUGCUUUUGAGUCCGUUAAAUGCUCAGCUGUUCUCCGACUAUGAUCAAUCACAGGGAUUGUCUGGUGGUGAAAGUUAUGACUACAAGAUUCAUGAAACCAUCCAGAAUGAGGAGACACUUGGGAAUGGACCUGCAAAGAUAUCCAUAAUCCCAGCUGUGCACCCAACGCCGGUAGUUAAAGUUGUCAACACCGCUCACAAUAACAAAGUAUGCAGCACCUGGGGAAACUUCAACUUCAAGAAUUUUGAUGGUGAUAUAUUCCAUUUCCCGGGGAUCUGCAACUAUGUUUACGCUUCCCAUUGCAAAAGCGAUUAUGAAGACUUCAACAUCCAGAUUCAACGCACCGUUACCAACAGUAUCCCAGAGAUCAGCAAAAUCACCAUGAAGAUCAACGGGGUGGCGAUACAGCUCAGUCAGAAUUCUGUGAUAGUUGAUGGCGCAGGAGUGCAAUUGCCCUAUAGUGGUUCCGGUGUCCAGAUUGAGAAGAAAGGCAUUUAUCUUAAAAUCACAUCCAAACUUCGUUUGGUGCUAAUGUGGAAUGAUGAUAACAGUCUCCUGCUGGAGCUGGAUGAAAAGUAUGCUAACCAGACCUGUGGAUUGUGUGGAGACUACAAUGGCAUGUCUAUCAACAAUGAAUUCAUUAAUCACGGCGUCCGCAUCACAGAAACUCAGUUUGGAAACCUCCAGAGACUAGAUGGUCCCACAGAACAGUGCCAAGAUGUACAACCAAUAGCAAAAAGCAACUGUACAGACUUUGAGAACAUCUGUGAGAAAAUAUUACUGGGCUCAGCCUUUGCAAACUGUCACUCCAAGGUGGCUGUUGAACCCUACAUUGAAGCCUGUGCGCAGGAUCUGUGCCGCUGUGAUAGCAGUGUGGCUUCCCUCUGUUUGUGUAACACCUUCGCUGAGUACUCGAGGCAGUGCGCCCACGCCGGGGGUCAGCCCACUAACUGGAGAACAAACGAUUUUUGCCCCCAGAAGUGCCCUUUUAACAUGGAAUACCGAGAAUGUGACUUUCCUUGCGCUGACACAUGUACCAACCAAGAAAGAGCAGCUGUUUGUAAAGAGCAUUGUCUGGAAGGAUGUUACUGCCCUAAAGGAACUGUCUUUGAUGACAUCAACAACUCCGGCUGUAUUCCUGUGGAUAUGUGCCCCUGUACAGUUCGGGGAGAGAUAUACACUUCUGGUGCCUCAUAUUCUACCCCAUGCAGUACCUGUUCAUGUUCUUCAGGGAAGUGGAACUGUAAGGACUUGCCUUGUCCCUCAACCUGCUCUGUAGAAGGAGGCUCUCACAUUACAACCUAUGAUCAGACCCAUUACAGCAUCCAUGGUGACUGUAACUAUGUACUGACCAAGACAUGCCAUGGUGGAGAUUAUACAGUUGUUACUGAACUUCGCAAAUGUGGUUUAACUGAAAGUGAGAUCUGUUUGAAGAGCAUUAUGAUCCUGCUCAAUGGAGGAGAAACAAUGGUUGUGAUCAAGCCCUGUGGCAGUGUGUAUGUGAAUAAUGUCUACACCCAGCUGCCAUUAUCUACAGCAAGCGUCACCAUCUUCAAACCUAGCUCUUUCUACAUUAUUGUCCAUACACAGUUGGGACUACAGGUGGUUGCUCAGCUCACUCCCUUCAUGCAGGUCUAUGCAGUACUGGACCCAGUCUUCAAAACUAAGACAUGUGGUCUUUGUGGAAACUUCAAUGACAAGCAAAGUGAUGAUUUCCAAACCAUAAGUGGAGCGAUAGAAGGAACUGGAGCAUCGUUUGCCAACUCAUGGAAGAUCCAAGCAAGUUGUACAGACAUCAAGAAUAUCUAUGAAGAUCCAUGUUCCAUCAGUGUGGAAAAUGAACAAUACGCUUCACACUGGUGUGAUCACAUAUCUGACCGGAAUGGGCUUUUUGCUGCAUGCCACUCAACAGUGAACCCAGAAAUGUACAAAAAGAACUGUAUGUAUGACACCUGCAACUGUCAGAAGAGUGAAGAUUGUAUGUGUGCCGCCCUCUCCUCUUACAGCCGGGCAUGCGCAUCCAAAGGUGUCAUAUUAAAAGGAUGGCAAGCAGGAACCCCAUGCACUAAAUAUACCAAAUACUGCCCCAAAACACUAACCUACAAUGACUCCAUAAGCGCCUGCCAGCCAACCUGCCGCUCUCGCUUUGUUGCCGACCCCACCUGCAACAUCAAGUUCCCACUUGUAGACGGGUGCCGCUGCACUCAGGGCUUCUACAUGGAUGAUAGCGGCAAAUGUGUUCCUGAAGCUGCCUGCCCCUGCUAUUACAAGGAAAGCCCCAUACCUUCUGGAGAAGUGGUUCAUGACAAUGGAAUACAAUGUUCUUGCACUCAAGGGCAGUUGAGCUGUAUUGGAUCUGCUAAGCCAGAAUGUGCUGCUCCAAUGGUUUAUUUUGACUGUAAGAAUGUAACAGAGGACACAAUAGGAUCCGAAUGUCAGAAGAGUUGCCAGACAUUGGAUAUGGAAUGUUACAGAACAAAAUGUGUCUCUGGUUGUGUCUGUCCUGGUGACCUUGUGUCAGAUGGAAAAGGAGGCUGCAUUAAAGAAGACCAAUGCCCAUGUGUCCACAAUGAAGCCACUUAUCGGCCUGGAGAUAAAAUUAAAGAGAAAUGCAAUACCUGUACGUGCAAAAACCGAAAGUGGCAAUGUACGAACGAGCCAUGUCUAGGGACCUGUGCUGUGUAUGGAGAUGGACAUUAUAUCACUUUUGAUGGCAAGCGAUACAGCUUUAAUGGAGACUGUGAAUAUAUUCUUGCUCAGGAUCAUUGCAGUAAAUCUGAGCUGAGUGGCAGCUCUUUCCGAGUCAUUACUGAGAACGUCCCAUGUGGAACGACUGGCACAACCUGUUCUAAAGCAAUCAAGGUCUUUCUAGGGAGCUUUGAACUUGUUCUCACAAAUGAGCAUUUUGAUGUAAUGAGAAGAGAAUCUGGAGCUAAGGUGCCAUAUAAGAUCCGACACAUGGGUAUCUAUCUUGUCAUUGAGUCUGACAGUGGUCUGAUCCUACUGUGGGAUAAGAAGACGGGCAUCUUCAUCAAGCUCAGUAAAGACUUUGAGGGUAAAGUCUGUGGUCUGUGCGGUAAUUAUGAUGGAAAUGGAAACAAUGACUUCACUACUAGGAGCUUGUCUGUAGUAGGAGAUCCUCUGGAAUUUGGCAACAGUUGGAAACUCAACCCAACGUGUCCUGAUGUCACUCCAACCAGGGAUCCUUGUUCUGCCAAUCCCUACAGAAAAUCAUGGGCACAAAAGCAAUGCAGUAUCAUCAACGGCAAGGCCUUUUCUGACUGCCAUUCUCAGCUUGACCCAUCUGGGUAUUAUGAUGCCUGUGUUACCGACUCCUGCGCUUGUGACAGCGGUGGAGACUGUGAGUGCAUGUGUGAUGCAAUUGCAGCCUAUGCUCUUGCCUGUAGUGAAGCUGGCAUAUGCGUUUCCUGGAGGACCCCAAGUAUCUGUCCUAUCUUCUGUGACUACUACAACUCAGACGGUGAAUGUGAAUGGCAUUACAAGCCAUGUGAGCACAGCUGCAAAAAGACCUGUAGAAACCCCACUGGAAAAUGCCUUUAUGAUCUUCCUGCUAUGGAAGGAUGUUAUCCCAGCUGCUCAGCAGAAAAGCCCUUUUUUGAUGAAGACGCAAUGGAUUGUGUACCCCAGUGUGGUUGCUAUGAUGAUGAAGGAAAUCACUACCCACGAGGAGCCGAAAUUCCGAGCAAGGAAAAUUGCCAGACCUGUGUAUGCAGCAUGUCUUCCCAUACUGAAUGCAAGUAUGAUAACUCAGCUUGCUACUGCAUGUACAACGGCACCAAAUACCAUUACGAUGAUGUGAUUUAUAACACACGGGAUAACACCGGCGGGUGUCUGAGUGCCAUUUGUAAGGAAAAUGGAACAAUCCUGAGAGAUACUUUGUGUUCCACAACAACUCCUACAACUACAUUUGUUUUUACCAAAACAACACCAAAAACUGCCACUGCUACCACUACUACCAAACCUAUUGUAACAACAAUCUGUGUUCAAAAAGUCUGCGAGUGGUCUCAGUGGAUUGAUGGAAGCUAUCCUGGUUCAGAAAGUGACAGUGGAGAUUUUGACACAUAUGAUAAUCUUAGAGCCAAAGGAUACCACAUUUGUAUUCACCCAGAAGAUAUAGAAUGCAGAGCUGAAAGGUUCCCCGAUACUCCACUAAGUGAAUUGGAGCAGAAUAUCGAGUGCAAUGCUUCCCUUGGACUGCUAUGCUACAAUAAGGAUCAACUGCCACCUAUUUGCUACAACUAUGAGAUUCGGGUCAAAUGCUGUGAAAUUAGGCCAUGUGGCUUCAAAACUUCAGCUCCCACCACAAUCACGCACCCUACUACUACCAUAACAAUUAAAUCCACCACUACACUUACUACACCUAAACCUUCAGCCCCAACCACAAUAGAAACCACUCCAACCACCCCAAUAGAAUCUUCACCUACUUCUCACUGCAAACCACAGUGCAAAUGGACUGAUUGGAUUGAUAUUGGUCUGCCAGGUGUGGGGGAAGGUAAAGGUGAUUUUGAAACCUAUGACAAAAUCCGUGCAGAAGGAAUACAUAUUUGUAAGAAGCCAGAUAGUAUUCAGUGUAGAGCAGAGAAAUAUCCUGAUACUGCUAUUGAUCGCAUUGGUCAGGUUGUUCAGUGUGAUCUAACAUUUGGGCUUGUUUGCAAAAAUGAAGAGCAAAAAAAUGAUUUUAAAGAGUGUUUGAACUACCAAGUGAAAGUACUUUGUUGUGAUGAUUAUAGUCAUUGUUCACCAACAACCACAUCAUCUGUACCUACAACCACAAAAUUUAUACCUACCCAUUCAAUCACCACUCCUGUUCCAACAACAACCUCAACAGAAACUACCACAUCUACAACAGAGACAACCACAACUCCAACCACAACUACAACAGAGACAACCACAACUCCAACCACAACUACAACAGAGACAACCACAACUCCAACCACAACUACAACGGAGACAACCACAACUACAACAGGGACAACCACAACUCCAACCACAACUACAACAGAGACAACCACAACUCCAACCACAACUACAACAGAGACAACCACAACUCCAACCACAACUACAACAGAGACAACUCCAACCACAACUACAACAGAGACAACCACAACUCCAACCACAACUACAACAGAGACAACCACAACUACAACCACAACUACAACCGAAACAACAACUCCAACCACAACAGAGACAACCACAUCUCCAACCACAACUACAACAGAGACAACCACAACUCCAACCACAACUACAACAGAGACAACCACAACUCCAACCACAACUCCAACCGAAACAACCACAACUCCAACCACAACAACAACAGAGACAACAACAAUUUCAACCACAACUACAACAGAGACAGCCACAACUCCAACUACAACAGAGACAACCACAACUCCAACCACAACGACAACAGAGACAACCACAACUACAACAGAGACAACCACAACUCCAACCACAACUACAACAGAAACAACUCCAACUACAACAGAGACAACUCCAACAACAACAGAGACAACCACAACUACAACAGAGACAACCACAACUCCAACCACAACUACAACAGAGACAACCACAACUCCAACCACAACUACAACAGAGACAACCACAACUCCAACCACAACUACAACAGAGACAACCACAACUCCAACCACAACUACAACAGAGACAACAACAGAAACUACAACGCAAAGCACAACUACAACAGCAGAAACUUCAACUCCCUUUCCCUGUGAACCACAAUGCAAAUGGACUGAUUGGAUUGACGUUGAUGAGCCAAGCAAAAGCAAAGGCGAUUUUGAAACAUAUGAUAAUAUCCGUGCAGCAGGAAAAAAUAUUUGUAAGAAGCCUGAUGAUAUUCAGUGUAGAGCAGAAAAGUACCCAGAAAUGCCUAUUGAAAACAUUGGUCAGAUUGUCCAGUGUAAUAUAACAGUUGGCCUUGUUUGCAAAAUUGAAGAUCAAGAAAGUAAUCUUAAAGAAUGUCUUAACUACGAAGUGAAAGUACUCUGUUGUGAUGAUUAUAGUCAUUGUCCACCAUCAACCACUCCACAUGGGAUUACGACUACAACUUCAACCACAACAGAAACUACAACUCCAACAACAACCACAACAACAAUCAUACCAGACACUACAACCACUACGGAAACAACCACAACUCCAACAAUCAUACCAGGCACUACAACCACUACAGAAACAACCACAACUCCAACAAUCAUACCAGGCACUAAAACCACUACAGAAACAACCACAACUCCAACAAUCAUACCAGGCACUACAACCACUACAGAAACAACCACAACUCCAACAAUCAUACCAGGCACUACAACCACAACUCCAACAAUCAUACCAGACACUACAACCACUACAGAAACAACCACAACUCCAAAAAUCAUACCAGGCACUACAACCACUACAGAAACGCCCACAACUCCAUUCACAACCACAACAGAAACUACAACAACAACCACAACAACAAUCAUACCAGACACUACAACCACUACAGAAACAACCACAACUCCAACCACAACUACAACAGAGACAACCACAACUCCAACCACAACUACAACAGAGACAACCACAACCACAACUCCAACCACAACUACAACAGAGACAACAACAGAAACUACAACGCAAAGCACAACUACAACAGCAGAAACUUCAACUCCCUUUCCCUGUGAACCACAAUGCAAAUGGACUGAUUGGAUUGACGUUGAUGAGCCAAGCAAAAGCAAAGGCGAUUUUGAAACAUAUGAUAAUAUCCGUGCAGCAGGAAAAAAUAUUUGUAAGAAGCCUGAUGAUAUUCAGUGUAGAGCAGAAAAGUACCCAGAAAUGCCUAUUGAAAACAUUGGUCAGAUUGUCCAGUGUAAUAUAACAGUUGGCCUUGUUUGCAAAAUUGAAGAUCAAGAAAGUAAUCUUAAAGAAUGUCUUAACUACGAAGUGAAAGUACUCUGUUGUGAUGAUUAUAGUCAUUGUCCACCAUCAACCACUCCACAUGGGAUUACGACUACAACUUCAACCACAACAGAAACUACAACUCCAACAACAACCACAACAACAAUCAUACCAGACACUACAACCACUACGGAAACAACCACAACUCCAACAAUCAUACCAGGCACUACAACCACUACAGAAACAACCACAACUCCAACAAUCAUACCAGGCACUACAACCACUACAGAAACAACCACAACUCCAACAAUCAUACCAGGCACUACAACCACUACAGAAACAACCACAACUCCAACAAUCAUACCAGGCACUACAACCACUACAGAAACAACCACAACUCCAACAAUCAUACCAGGCACUACAACCACUACAGAAACGCCCACAACUCCAUUCACAACCACAACAGAAACUACAACAACAACCACAACAACAAUCAUACCAGACACUACAACCACUACAGAAACAACCACAACUCCAACAAUCAUACCAGGCACUACAACCACUACAGAAACAACCACAACUCCAACAAUCAUACCAGGCACUACAACCACUACAGAAACAACCACAACUCCAACAACCACAACUCCAUUCACAACCACAACAGAAACUACAACUCCAACAACAACCACAACUCCAACAAUCAUACCAGACACUACAACCACUACAGAAACAACUCCAACAAUCAUACCAGGCACUACAACCACUACAGAAACAACCACAACUCCAACAAUCAUACCAGGCACUACAACCACUACAGAAACGCCCACAACUCCAUUCACAACCACAACAGAAACUACAACUCCAACAACAACCACAACAACAAUCAUACCAGACAUUACAACCACUACAGAAACAACGACAACUCCAACAAUCAUACCAGGCACUACAACCACUACAGAAACGCCCACAACUCCAUUCACAACCACAACAGAAACAACAACUCCAACAACAACCACAACAACAAUCAUACCAGACACUACAACCACUACAGAAACAACGACAACUCCAACAAUCAUACCAGGCACUACAACCACUACAGAAACAACCACAACUCCAACAAUCAUACCAGCCACUACAACCACUACAGAAACGCCCACAACUCCAUUCACAACCACAACAGAAACUUCAACUCCAACAACCACCACAACAACAAUCAUACCAGACACUACUACAACCACGGAAACAACAUCAGCAACAAUUCAUACUACUCAAUGCUUCUGUCAAGUUGAUGAUGCUUUCUUUUCACCAGGAGAAAUGAUUUACAGCAAGAUGGAUCAUGAAGGAUGCCAUUUUUAUGCAAUGUGCAAUGAUCUGUGUGAAGCUGAAAGAUUCCAGGGACCCUGUUCACCAACUACUACAGCUACACCAAAAUUUACUACUACCGUUACUACAAAAAAGACUACUACAGAAAUAGCAUCAACAGCCUUUACUGGUUGUCAACCUGAUAAAAAGCCUAAUGAGUCUUGGAAGAUUAACAACUGCACAACGGCCACAUGUCUUGGGCACAAUGUCAUAACUUAUGAUUCGGUCAAAUGUCCAGAAGUGAAAGAGAUAACCUGUGAUAAUAGUUUCCCACCAGUCAAAGUCUUCAGUCAAGAUGGCUGCUGCUUCCAUUAUGAAUGUCAAUGUGUCUGCAGUGGGUGGGGAGACCCUCAUUAUAUCACCUUUGAUGGAAUCUACUACACAUUCCUAGAAAACUGCACCUAUGUCCUUGUGCAACAAAUCACACCAAAAUACGAUAAUUUCCGUGUCCUGGUCGAUAACUAUUUCUGUGAUGCUUUAGAUGGCUUGUCCUGUCCACAGUCUAUUAUGGCAUACUACAAAAACAACGAGGUGUUGCUUACACGUAUGAUGUUUGAAGGAAAUAUGAGAAAUAGGAUCCGGUUCAAUAAAGCCUGGACAACGCCCGGCUUCACCACCGAUGGAAUUACUGUUACCAGCGCUGGUAUAAAAAUGAUUGUGGAAAUCCCUGAAAUCGGUGCUUAUAUCUCAUUUAGCGGAAUGAACUUUGUGGUUAAUCUUCCGUACAGCAAGUUUGGUUACAAUACAGAAGGCCAAUGUGGUGUCUGCUCCAACAACCGUAGUGACGAAUGUAGACUGCCAGAUGGAAAGGUUGUGCAAGACUGCAGCCAAAUGGCUAAUCACUGGAAAGUGAAAGUGCCUGAGAAACCAUACUGCAACAUCCCACCACCAACAGUUCCACCAAGUAAGGCUCCUCCAGUGCCAACCACCACCUGUCCUCCUUCUUCUCUCUGUGAUGUCAUCUUGAGCGAGGUCUUUGCUGAAUGCCACAACGUCAUUCCUCCAACGCCUUACCAUGAAGGCUGUGUCUAUGAUGCCUGUCGGGUUCGAAAUCAUUCUGUGGAAUGUGCCAGUUUAGAGGUCUAUGCUUCCCUGUGUAUUUCCAAUGGAGUGUGCGUUGACUGGAGGGAAAAGACACAUGGCCGUUGCCCAUACGAUUGUCCUGCCGAAAAGGUCUAUAAUGCUUGUGGCCCAGUCCAUCCAACCACUUGUGAACAGAAUGAUAUAAACAAGGUCAGUGAUUAUGAGACUGAAGGCUGCUAUUGUCCAAAAGGAACGGUCCUCUACAACUCUUUCAGUGGCAUCUGUGUUCCACAAAAAUGUGAAGUUUGCCCCGGACCCGAUGGAACCCCAAUGAAUGUUGGAGAUUCCUGGACUAGUGGCUGCAACAAAUGCACAUGUCAGAAAACACCUCUUUCUACCAAAUGUGAGCCACUGCCAUGUAGUGAACCUGAAACGGAAACCUGUGACAAAGAUGGUUUUGUACCUGAGGAAGUGUUUGACCCAAGUGAACCGUGUUGCAAGAAGUACAAAUGCAUGUGCAAGCCUAGCAAUUGCUUGAAUGAUGUAAAGAGCUGUCCCCUUGGGUUUGAAGCAAUUUCGACCAUAAUGGAAGGAGAUUGCUGUCCUUCAUUCGAUUGCAAACCCAUGGAUGUCUGUGUUGUGGAUGACAUUACAUACAAGCCUGGGUCCACUAUUCCAAAGGCCAAAGGCUCCUGUGAUAGCUGUGAGUGCACAGAUGAAAAGGACACCAGAACAUCUCUAAAUAAGGUCAAGUGUACGCCAACUGAGUGCAAUGAAGACUGUAGCAAGGGUCACCAAUACACAGAGGUGGAGGGUGAAUGUUGUGGAAAAUGUGAGCAAGUGGAAUGCAUAAUGACAGAGGACAAUACAACUAUUGUUAUCAAGCCUGGGGAUAUCUGGACAUCACCCGAUGAGCCCUGUAUUCAACAUGAAUGUCAUAUAAUCGAAGACCAGUUUGUUCCCGUCACACUGAAGAAAACAUGUGACUGCCCACUUGGAUAUCAAUUCAAGGCUAUACCUGAAAAGUGCUGUAACUGCAUUGCAACAGAAUGUUCAAUUACAAUGAGUGACAACACAACUAAACUCCUACAGCCUGGCGAGUCUAUGCCUUCACCGGAGGACAAGUGCAAAUCCUUCUACUGUACACAUGAUUAUGAAGUGAUAUACCAGCAGGACAAAUGUACCAUCACUGAACCACAACAAUGUCUAGAGGGGUAUGAAUACCAAAAACCUGUUGAUGGCGACUGUUGUGGAACAUGUAAACAAGUGGCAUGUGUUAUGAAAACAGGUGAUAACUCCACUAAAGUCUUAAAGCCUGGCGAGACCUACACUCCAGAAGAUGAAAAGUGCAUCUCCUAUACAUGUACAUUAGACUUUAACCUGGAACACCUUAAGGAGAAAUGCGCCUAUACUGAACAAUCUGAUUGUCCAGAGGGUUAUACAUAUGAGAAACAAGAAGACGAAUGCUGUGGGAAAUGUGUGCAGGUGGCUUGUGUUAUAAAGAUGGAAGAUGAAAAAACCCAAAUAUUAAAGCCUGGUGAUGUCUGGACACAACCCGAUGAGCCCUGUAUUCAACAUGAAUGUCAUAUAAUUGAAGACCAGUUUGUUCCCGUCACACUGAAGAAAACAUGUGACUGCCCACUUGGAUAUGAAUACAAGGCUAUUCCUGGGAAGUGCUGUAACUGCAUUGCAACAGAAUGUUCAAUUACAAUGAGUGACAACACAACUAAACUCCUACAGCCUGGCGAGUCUAUCCCUUCACCGGAGGACAAGUGCAAAUCCUUCUACUGUACACAUGAUUAUGAAGUGAUAUACCAGCAGGACAAAUGUACCAUCACUGAACCACAACAAUGUCUAGAGACACAAGAAUAUGAAAAAGAAGAAGGCGCUUGCUGUGGAAUCUGUAAAACUGUGGCAUGUUCUGUGAAGAUGAAUAAUAACACUGCUAUUGUUGUAAAGCCUGGUGAGACCUACACUCCAGAAGAUAAUAAGUGCAUCUCCUAUAAAUGUUCAUUAGACUAUGAGGUGGAAAACCAUAUGGAGAAAUGCUCCUAUACUGAACAGUCUGAUUGUCCAGAGGGGUCUACAUAUGAGAAACUAGAAGAUGAAUGCUGUGGGAAAUGUGUGCAGGUGGCUUGCGUUAUAAAGAUGGAAGAUGAAAAGACCCAAAUAUUAAAGCCUGGGGAUAUCUGGACACAACCCGAUGAGCCCUGUAUUCAACAUGAAUGUCAUAUAAUCGAAGACCAGUUUGUUCCCGUCACACUGAAGAAAACAUGUGACUGCCCACUUGGAUAUGAAUACAAGGCUAUUCCUGGGAAGUGCUGUAACUGCAUUGCAACAGAAUGUUCAAUUACAAUGAGUGACAACACAACUAAACUCCUACAGCCUGGCGAGUCUAUCCCUUCACCGGAGGACAAGUGCAAAUCCUUCUACUGUACACAUGAUUAUGAAGUGAUAUACCAGCAGGACAAAUGUACCAUCACUGAACCACAACAAUGUCUAGAGACUCAAGAAUAUGAAAAAGAAGAAGGCGCUUGCUGUGGAAUCUGUAAAACUGUGGCAUGUUCUGUGAAGAUGAAUAAUAACACUGCUAUUCUUGUAAAGCCUGGUGAGACCUACACUCCAGAAGAUAAUAAGUGCAUCUCCUAUAAAUGUUCAUUAGACUAUGAGGUGGAAAACCAUAUGGAGAAAUGCUCCUAUACUGAACAAUCUGAUUGUCUAGAGGGUUAUACAUAUGAGAAAGAAGAAGAUGAAUGCUGUGGGAAAUGUGUGCAGGUGGCUUGCGUUAUGAAGAUGGAAGAUGAAAAAACCCAAAUAUUAAAGCCUGGUGAUGUCUGGACACAACCCGAUGAGCCCUGUAUUCAACAUGAAUGUCAUAUAAUUGAAGACCAGUUUGUUCCCGUCACACUGAAGAAAACAUGUGACUGCCCACUUGGAUAUGAAUACAAGGCUAUACCUGGGAAGUGCUGUAACUGCAUUGCAACAGAAUGUUCAAUUACAAUGAGUGACAACACAACUAAACUCCUACAGCCUGGCGAGUCUAUCCCUUCACCGGAGGACAAGUGCAAAUCCUUCUACUGUACACAUGAUUAUGAAGUGAUAUACCAGCAGGACAAAUGUACCAUCACUGAACCACAACAAUGUCUAGAGGGGUAUGAAUACCAAAAACCUGUUGAUGGCGACUGUUGUGGAACAUGUAAACAAGUGGCAUGUGUUAUGAAAACAGGUGAUAACUCCACUAACGUCUUAAAGCCUGGUGAGACCUACACUCCAGAAGAUGAAAAGUGCAUCUCCUAUAAAUGUACAUUAGACUUUAACCUGGAAAACCUUAAGGAGAAAUGCGCCUAUACUGAACAAGAAGAUUGUACAGAGGGGACUGAAUACCAAAAACCUGUUGAUGGCGACUGUUGCGGAAAAUGUAUACCAGUGGCAUGUGUCAUGAAAAUGAGUGAUAGCUCCACUAAAGUCUUGAAGCCUGGAGAGACCUACACACCUGAAGAAGAUGAAUGCACCACUUACAUAUGUAAAUCAGACUAUGAACUAGAAACACAUAAGGAAAAAUGUCCCAUCACAAAACAAUCAGAUUGCUUAGAGGGAUACAAAUAUGAAAAGAAGGUGGGUGACUGCUGUGGAACAUGUGUACAAGUGGCAUGUGUAAUGAAGAUGGAUGACAACACAACUAAAGUCCUUAAGCCUGGAGAGACCUACAUUCCUAAAGAAGACAAAUGCACCGCUUAUGUAUGUAAACCAGACCUUUUACUGGAAACACUGACGGAGAAAUGUCCCAUCAUAGAACCAUGCUUUGAUGGACAAGAAUACCAACGAAUGGAGAGUUCCUGCUGUCCAAUAUGUCCUACACCUAUAGGAUGUGUAAUGAAGAUGUAUGACAACACAACCAAAUUCCUAAAGCCUGGAGAGAUCUACACACCUGAAGAAGACAAAUGUAUCUCCUAUGUAUGUAAACCAGACUUUGAACUAGAAACACUUAAGGAGAAAUGUCCUAUCACAGAUCGAUCAGAUUGCUCAGAGGGAUACGAAUAUGAAAAGAAGGUGGGUGACUGCUGUGGAACAUGUGUACAAGUGGCAUGUGUAAUGAAGAUGGAUGACAACACAACCAAAUUCCUAAAGCCUGGAGAGACCUACACACCUGAAGAUGACAAAUGUAUCUCCUAUACAUGUAAACCAGAUUUUGAACUGGAAACACUUAAGGAGAAAUGUCGCAUUACAGAUCAAUCAGAUUGCUUAGAGGGAUACGAAUAUGAAAAGAAGGUGGGUGACUGCUGUGGAACAUGUGUACAAGUGGCAUGUGUAAUGAAGAUGGAUGACAACACAACCAAACUGCUAAAGCCUGGAGAGACCUACACACCUAAAGAAGACAAAUGCGCCACUUAUAUAUGUAAACCAGACUUUUUACUGGAAACACAGACGGAGAAAUGUCCCAUCAUAGAACCAUGCUUUGAUGGACAAGAAUACCAACGAGUGGAGAGUUCCUGCUGUCCAAUAUGUCCUAUACCUGUGGCAUGUGUAAUGAAGAUGUAUGACAACACAACCAAAUUGCUAAAGCCUGGAGAGAUCUACACACCUGAAGAAGACAAAUGUAUCUCCUAUGAAUGUAAAUCAGACUUUGAACUGAAAACACUUAUGGAGAAAUGUCCCAUCACAAAACAAUCAGAUUGCUUAGAGGGAUACGAAUAUGAAAAGAAGGUGGGUGACUGCUGUGGAACAUGUGUACAAGUGGCAUGUGUAAUGAAGAUGAAUGACAACACAACCAAAUUCCUAAAGCCUGGAGAGACCUACACACCUGAAGAAGACAAAUGUAUCUCCUAUACAUGUAAACCAGAUUUUGAACUGGAAAUACUUAAGGAGAAAUGUCGCAUUACAGAUCAAUCAGAUUGCUUAGAGGGAUACGAAUAUGAAAAGAAGGCGGGUGACUGCUGUGGAACAUGUGUACAAGUGGCAUGUGUAAUGAAGAUGAAUGACAACACAACCAAAUUCCUAAAGCCUGGAGAGACCUACACACCUAAAGAAGACAAAUGCGCCACUUAUAUAUGUAAACAAGACUUUUUACUGGAAACACUGACGGAGAAAUGUCCCAUCAUAGAACCAUGCUUUGAUGGACAAGAAUACCAACGAGUGGAGAGUUCCUGCUGUCCAAUAUGUCCUAUACCUAUGGCAUGUGUAAUGAAGAUGUAUGACAACACAACCAAAUUGCUAAAGCCUGGAGAGAUCUACACACCUGAAUAUGACAAAUGUAUCUCCUAUGAAUGUAAAUCAGACUUUGAACUGGAAAUACUUAAGGAGAAAUGUCCCAUCACAGAUCAAUCAGAUUGCUUAGAGGGAUACGAAUAUGAAAAGAAGGCGGGUGACUGCUGUGGAACAUGUGUACAAGUGGCAUGUGUAAUGAAGAUGGAUGACAACACAACCAAAGUCCUAAAGAAUGGAGAGACCUACACACCUGAAUAUGACAAAUGUAUCUCCUAUACAUGUAAACCAGAUUUUGAACUAGAAACACUUAAGGAGAAAUGUCGCAUUACAGAUCAAUCAGAUUGCUUAGAGGGAUACAAAUAUGAAAGGAAGGUGGGUGACUGCUGUGGAACAUGUGUACACGUGGCAUGUGUAAUGAAGAUGGAUGACAACACAACCAAAUUGCUAAAGCCUGGAGAGACCUACACACCUGAAGAUGACAAAUGCGUCUCCUAUGAAUGUAAAUCAGACUUUGAACUGAAAACACUUAUGGAGAAAUGUCCCAUCACAAAACAAUCAGAUUGCUUAGAGGGAUACAAAUAUGAAAAGAAGGUGGGUGACUGCUGUGGAACAUGUGUACAAGUGGCAUGUGUAAUGAAGAUGGAUGACAACACAACCAAAUUGCUAAAGCCUGGAGAGAUCUACACACCUGAAGAAGACAAAUGCGUCUCCUAUGAAUGUAAACCAGACUUUGAACUAGAAACACUUAAGGAGAAAUGUCCCAUCACAAAACAAUCAGAUUGCUUAGAGGGAUACAAAUAUGAAAAGAAGGUGGGUGACUGCUGUGGAACAUGUGUACAAGUGGCAUGUGUAAUGAAGAUGGAUGACAACACAACCAAAUUCCUAAAGCCUGGAGAGACCUAUACACCAGAAAGUGACAAGUGCAUCUCCUAUAAUUGUUCGACUACUUAUGAUGUCAUAAAACUAAUGGAAUCCUGUCCUGCUUUUGAUGCAAAAGAAUGCAAAGAGAACAAGGGUACCAUAAAGACAACAGCAAAUGGCUGCUGCAAGAUUUGUGAACUUCCAAGCACAAAGACUGCAUGCCUUGUCAAUAAAGAGAGCAAGUUCAUCACAUACGGAACCUGCGAGUCUGAGCAGAAAGUGGAAAUGACCUACUGUGAAGGAACCUGCAAUACCAAAUCAAUUUACUCUGACAAUUCCAAUUCGAUGGAACAUACAUGCAGUUGUUGCCAGGAGAUGAAGACUAGCCAACGGCAAGUUGAUCUGAAAUGCAGUGAUGGAAGCAAAUCAGUGUACUCUUACACCUAUGUAGAGGAGUGUGGCUGCACAAGCACGGAAUGCCAGGAUAAUACUCAGCAGUCGAAGAAGAAGUUCUAAUCCAAACUGAACGUUAACAACAGCAAAGAAUUAAGAAUUGUAUCUUCCAUGACUCUUUGUCAAUCUGGAAAACACAACCGGUUAAUUGUCUUUUAAUGAUGCCUUUAUUGUAUUUGUCUGUUCUUAGCAUUGCUUUUUCCUCUGAAUGUAAGUACAUACCAUAUAACCUAUUACUUUACACUGCCAUUACUUUACACUGUUUCUUUUGUUUGCCAAAGUAAUCAUUUAGAGCAAGCCUUUAUUUCCUCUUUACAUUUCUAUCUUUAUGUAACUUUAAGACACACAUACGAUUUGUAGGAAACUAAACAGCCAUUUUUCCCUUCUAUGGGUGACUAUCUAAACUGAAUAAGCACAUACAAUUAUCCAGCACUUAAACCCUGAUACUGAUUAAAUAUGACACUCUGCACUAAAUCAAGGGGAAAAAAGUCAUAUUUGAGUAAAUCUGGAUUUAACCAGUAAGUAAAAAAAAUGAAGGACUGUAAACUUAUUUUAUUCUUUAAUUUAACGUGUUUUCAGAACGUAUUUCUGUGUUCUGGGGCAGGGAAUGAUUUCAGCUAUUUAUUUGUCUGAACAAGUGAUUAUAUGACCUGUGUACUUAUAUCACAUCCACGCAUCUUUGUGUUGUGUUUUACAGCUCCAGAGGACAACAUGAUUUAUAUAUAGAUUAAAACUCUUUUUUAGCAUUUUAA